CUCCCUUGCUCGAGAAAGAUGGAAUUUGGUGUUUGGUGAAUUUUUUGGGGCAGAUUUACCCGCUCUCCUUGUAAGUAGGUGCUGAUUAGUUUAGUGCUAUGUUUUAGGACUCGGGUACGGGUAUCAAUUUGCAAGUAUGUGUCUAAGUGGUCGGGUUCAUUCGAUUUUAAUUCCAAGGACACGGGGAUACACCAAAAUAUCCAAAUUUGAUGUGUUUUUAAGGUUGCAUUGAAGUGUUUCCAUUAUGUUCGGUCGCACGCAAAUGAGAAGUGAUAACACCAAGUACUAUGAGAUUCUUGGUGUUUCAAAAAGUGCUAGUCAAGAAGAGCUCAGGAAGGCAUACCAUAAUGAUGCUAGAAAGAAGCAUCCAGAUAAAGGCGGAGAUCCUGAGAAGUUCAAAGAGCUGUCUCAAGCUUACGAAGUUCUCAGUGAUCCGGAGAAAAGAGAAAUUUAUGAUGAAUAUGGUGAAGAUGCCCUUAAAGAGGGAAUGGGAGGGGCCAGUGAUUCUCAUAGUCCGUUUGAUAUAUUUGAACAAAUUUUUGGUGGAGGAGCUUUUGGUGGAGGUGCUAGUUCAAGAGGUAGAAAGCAGCAGGGUGAAGAUGUGAUUCAUAGUCUAAAGGUUUCUUUGGAGGACUUGUAUAAUGGCACAACUAAGAAGCUCUCUCUUUCGAGAAAUGUCUUGUGCCCUAAAUGUAAAGGGAAAGGAUCAAAGAGUGGGAAAUCUGGAAGAUGUUACGGGUGCCAAGGUACUGGAAUGAAGGUCUCAACAAGACAGAUUGCACCGGGCAUGAUCCAACAGAUGCAACAUCCCUGUCCUCAAUGUAGAGGCUCAGGAGAGUCCAUCAGUGAGAGAGAUAAAUGCCCUCAGUGCAAAGGUAAAAAGGUUGCACAUGAAAAGAAAGUGGUAGAGGUGCAUGUAGAGAAAGGGAUGCAGAACAAUCAGAGGAUUGUGUUCAAGGGAGAAGCUGAUGAGGCUCCUGAUACAAUUCCAGGAGACGUAGUUUUCGUAUUGCAUCAAAAGGAGCACCCAAAGUUCAAGCGGAAGUUUGACGAUCUCUAUGUAGAACAUUCUCUCAGUUUAACCGAAGCUCUCUGUGGGUUUCAAUUUUCCCUAACUCAUCUUGAUGGCAGGCAGCUCCUAAUUAAAUCAAACCCUGGGGAGAUGAUCAAGCCUGAUCAGUACAAGGCGAUCAAUGACGAGGGAAUGCCACAUCACCAGAGACCAUUCAUAAAGGGCCGACUUUUCAUCCACUUUAAUGUGGUUUUCCCAGAGUCUGGAUUCCUUUCCCCUGAGAAGUGCAGGGAUUUAGAAGCAGUUCUACCUGGAAAGCCAGGAAAACAGCCGUCUGAUAACGAGAUGGAUGAGUGUGAGGAAACAACUUUGCACGAUGUUGACAUGGAGGAAGAGAUGAGGCGGAAGGAGCAACGACGGCAGUACGAGGCUUAUGACGAUGAAGAUGACGACGACGAUGAGCCAACUAUGCCGCAUAGGGCGUGUAACCAGCAAUAAGAUUUUGAGGUAUGUUAUCUCGUCAUUUCUGUUUUUAGACAUGAUAUGUUUUUCCCUUGGGAGAUGGGUUUUUUGUUUUUUUGUUGUUGUCAUGAGAUUGGAUUUAGGAUUGUAUCUUUAUAUUGUCCUACACAGUUCUUGUUUUCAUAGUCACUAUCAGUAGCUUUUGCCGGUUAUCUCAUAUUUAAUGUUGGAUGUUGGCUUUUCUCA
Messenger RNA from Rhododendron vialii, 1720 nucleotides. RefSeq names its product dnaJ protein homolog 2-like. Lineage: Eukaryota; Viridiplantae; Streptophyta; Magnoliopsida; Ericales; Ericaceae. Bases 245 to 1510 code for a protein of 421 amino acids. Gene Ontology annotation, biological process: protein refolding; response to heat. The record is from RefSeq and is a predicted model, not a curated record. The transcript is spliced from 8 exons. Gene Ontology annotation, molecular function: ATP binding; Hsp70 protein binding. Gene Ontology annotation, cellular component: cytoplasm; cytosol.